Molecule: messenger RNA, 828 nt
Organism: Pyricularia grisea
Lineage: Eukaryota; Fungi; Ascomycota; Sordariomycetes; Magnaporthales; Pyriculariaceae
Exons: 2
Coding region: 1-828 (275 amino acids)
Source: RefSeq, a predicted model, not a curated record
AUGAUUCCCAAGAUCUUCUGGGCUGCCCUUGUCCUCGGGCCCAUGGUUCAGGGCGCUGCCAUUCCCGUAGUCAGGGACAAUGGUAUUAUUCGACGCCAAGAGGAUUAUAUUCCAACGGCUCUUCCUACUGACUUACCGACUGGGUUACCCACUGGUUUGCCCUUCGACUUGCCUAUCGACUUGCCUAUCAACUUGCCAACCGGAUUGCCGAUCAGCUUGCCAACCGGAUUACCCAUCGACUUGCCCAUCAGCCUACCAACCGGAUUGCCCAUCAGCUUGCCAACCGGACUACCCAUCGACUUGCCCAUCGACUUGCCCAUCAGCUUGCCAACUGGUUUGCCUAUUAACCUGCCUACCAAAUUGCCGUUUACACUUCCUGGCUUGCCUACACGUUUUCCUAUUAGUUUGCCUACCGGUUUGCCGUUCAAUCUUCCCGGUCUGGCUGACGGUCUACGUACCCGUCUGGCUGCCGAUUUGCCUACUGGUUUGCCGACUGGUGUACCUACCGGCAUUCCCACGGGCAUUCCCACGGGCUUUCCCACGGUCUUCCCGACUGGCUUCCCGACUGGCUUCCCGACUGGCUUCCCGACUGGCUUCCCGACUGGCUUCCCGACUGGCUUCCCAACUGGCUUGCCGUUUCCCCCUACCGGCCGUCCCAAGCAUCCGAUUGGACGCCCCAAGACUCCGACCGGUCGCCCUGUGCCACCCCCGCCGUCCACCUCGGACAACACUCUGCCGCUUGUGCCGACUCCCACCUCGCCUCCCUCAUCUGACGCCCCGCUUCCCACAUAUUCAGCGCCGCCCGUGGAACCUACUCUGGCUCUUUGA